CAUGCACUAUGUUUGGUGAAGAUCAGUCCAGGAUUUUGCACGAAACAUAACUAGCAACAAACAACGUUUUAUUAUUGCAUUUUUUUGGGGUGGAAAUAUAUAAACAAACCUGACCCACUGCAGCUAAGAAAGAAACCACUAAAUACAACUGAAAUGCAAGACCCGACAUCAGUCGCUAAACGGCGUCGUUUAAAAUGACUGCAUGCGUGUUUGGCACACGCGUGUCCCGUGGAAGUCCCCCAGUAUCCCAUCAUUCCGGGCGCAGGGCAGCCAGCCGGCAGUGGAUGGAACAGACACACGGAGCGAAGAUGGCGGACGCGGACUCCUGGGACGCUGACAAUUUUGACAAUUUGGAGCCGGACGUGCCGGUCAAAAAGGGAGUGGUGCUCGACAAAUGGGAGGGCGAAGAUGAAGAAGAAGAUGUGAAGGAUAAUUGGGAUGAUGAGGAAGUGGAGGAAAAGAAGGAAGAGAAAAAAGCAGGUGGGUUAACAGAGGUCAAAGUUUCAGAAAAGAAAAAAUUGAGUGAAAAGAUCAAAGAGAAAGAGAAAAAACAAAGGAAAAAGCAAGAGGAACUCAAAAAGAGGUUAGAGGAACCAGAAGCACCAGCAGAAAUGACGCCAGAAGAAGAGUUUGAAGAGAAACUACGAGUACGGAAAAUGCAGGAAGAGGCAGACCUUAAACUAGCACAAGAAGCAUUUGGUGUAAAUAAUGUAACUGGAAUUGAUGACAUGAAUCCUUCUUCUAAAGAUGAUUUUACGGAAUUUGAAAAUUUGCUAAAAGAAAAGAUCUCUCAGUAUGAAAAAUCAAUACAUUAUUCAAGCUUCUUGGAGUCGUUGUUUCGGGAUCUUUGUACUUCAUUGGAAGUUGAAGAUUUGAAAAGGAUAAACAACUCUUUGACAGUGCUAUUUAAUGAAAAACAGAAACAAGAAAAGCAAAAUAAAGCCAAAAAGAAGAAGAAUAAAGGCGUCAUGCCUGGAGGAGGACUGAAGGCAAAACUGAAAGAUGACCUGGCAGACUAUGGGGGGUUCGAAGGGGGCUAUGUGCAAGAUUAUGAAGAUUUCAUGUGACAAAGGACCCUCUCUGCAGAGCUUGUCUUCAUUCUCCACAGUCCCUUAACGUGCAGCACAGCUUACUCAUUUCUUUCCAAUGCCAUAUGGGUAUCCUUGUGCGCGCUUUGUCUUUUGAAGGUUAUAAAGGCUUCAUAAAGAACAUGCUCUUAAUAUGCUUUGUCUUCUGAUGAUAAAGCACAAACCAGAACCUGAUUCAAUUCAUCCUACAGAUCACCACCAUAAUUCAAGUUUUCAGUUUUGAAUGACUACAGUUGUACUGGAGUAAGAACACCUGCAAUAUUUGGUACAUGUUAAGAAAACAAAAUAUGUAUUUUUUAAUUAUUUUAAAAAAUGAAUCAACUCAAGAAAUACAAGUAUUAUAGUGUUAUGUUCCUGCAUCUAAAAAAAAAAUAAAAAAUCUGAUCUAUGCAAGUAAAACUAGGUAUUUUUAAUAUAGGUAAACAUCAGCCACAAUUUACAAAGUGCAGGAAUAGGAUACUGCAUCUUUAUAAAAUCUAGACCACCACACGUUUAUUGAUGCCUUUUGGAAAUUCUGGUUAUAAACACAAAUGCCAAAGGGCCUUCAAAUGAACAAAAACAUGACUGACUGUGUAGAUGUUUAGUAAAUGCUAAAGAAAAUGAGCCAUGUGGCCAUAGUACUUACAUAAAAAUGUUACAAACCUAAAUUAACUCAGUUAAUUUGUAAGUGCAUUGGCUAGUAUCUACUCAAUAUUUUUGUGCGUAGAGUUUAGUUGAUAUUCUGUGUUUAUUACUAAUGCAAAUACAAGGGUUGGCUGUUUUUCUCACAUCUAGGAUUUCCAAAACUUCACGCAAAUUACUCUGAGUAUGAUGCAAUAUACUUGAAGGAAUAUACUUAUGACUUCAUAUGGGCUGUAAUUAACAGACUAUUGCAGGUGUGCCAUUUGUUUCCAUAAAAAAAGACUUGCUUAGCAACAGCAUUAAAUAAUUGGACAUAAAAAUGCAAACAAUUCUGACAUCUAAUGUAAUAAAAUCACUAUUCUAAA
Polyodon spathula (Mississippi paddlefish) is the source of this 2074-nucleotide messenger RNA. RefSeq names its product eukaryotic translation initiation factor 3 subunit J-A-like. The transcript has 8 exons. Gene Ontology annotation, cellular component: eukaryotic translation initiation factor 3 complex; cytoplasm. The record is from RefSeq and is a predicted model, not a curated record. Gene Ontology annotation, molecular function: translation initiation factor activity. Bases 195 to 1067 code for a protein of 290 amino acids. Lineage: Eukaryota; Metazoa; Chordata; Actinopteri; Acipenseriformes; Polyodontidae.